Molecule: messenger RNA, 1607 nt
Organism: Manacus vitellinus (golden-collared manakin)
Lineage: Eukaryota; Metazoa; Chordata; Aves; Passeriformes; Pipridae
Gene: CCDC125
Product: coiled-coil domain containing 125
Exons: 11
Coding region: 110-1588 (492 amino acids)
Biological process (GO): negative regulation of cell motility; negative regulation of Rho protein signal transduction
Cellular component (GO): cytoplasm
Source: RefSeq, a predicted model, not a curated record
AACAGUCGCUUUCAGGAGGUGCUGUUGGCAUUGGCCGUGGUGAAGGGCCCUCGGUCAGGAAAGAAAAAAAAAAAGAAACAAAAAACAAACGCAAAACCAGGAGGAGAAGAUGGAGGGAGAGGAGGAUGACAUGACAUGUGGAGACUUGGGAAACGGCCUUGGGAGAAGACCUGGAGGUGUUUAUGAAGGGGAAAACUUACAAAAUCCCUAUUCAAUUAGAUCCAGGAAAGGAUCUGGAAAGGCUUGUAAUUCCCUCUUGUCAGCAAAGGGAGCGGAAGAAAGUGAUGCUGCAGCUCUUCCUGGUCCAAAACGAAACAGUUUUUACGAUGGAUCACUCAGAAAACCUGCUGCAAGUUCCACACGGCAGAACAGCUGUGAAUCUAAUACUGAAAUGUCAAAUGAAGAACUAAAGCAACGACUUCAGGAAGCUCUAGAGGAAGUUGAAAUUUUGAAAGUUGAGCUUGAAGCGUGUCAAAGGCAGCUUGAAGGAAAAGAUGAAGCCCUGAGAAUCCUGCAGAGCAUGGCAGUAUUUAAUAAAGCCACUAGUCAUACAAAAGAAAUGCUUCAAAAAACUGAGGAAGAAAAGAGGACUUUAGAGAAGGAAAUAAAUAUUUUGCAGUGGGAAAUUGAAUUUGAUCAGGAUAGAUUUAAAAACAUAGAAGACACAUGGACAGAAAAAUACGACAGGAUAUACUGUGAAAAUGCAGCUUUUAAAGAAGCAUUGAAACUGAGGACAGAAGAAGUUAAAACACUUAAAGCUGAAAAUGCAAUCCUGAAUCAGCAGUGCUUGGAAUUCCUUGCAAUGCUCGAUGUAAAACAACAGAAAGUUGUUCAGGAGAACAUGUUGUUGAAUAAAAGUGACAUUACUGAUUUUACAGGUCUUGAACUGGCGGUGCUCGGGGCCUGCACCUGUAGCAGCUCCGAGGGGCAGCCCUGCCCCUGUGCCAAGGUGGCAGCUCUCACUCGGAAGCAGCUCCUUCAUCUCAAGCGAGAGACUGAAAAUCUGAAGAAGAGUAAGGAUGAAGCGUUUCUCAUGGCAGAUGCCUUCAGAAUUGCCUUUGAGCAGCAGCUGAUGCAGAGGAAGGACCAAGCCCUGAGACUUGCAGAAGGGAUAAAGAUGAAGAAGGAAACUAAAUUUGCCAACUGGAGGCGUCUGAGAGGCACUGAGCGUCUCAAGUUACAAAGCAACAAGAACAAUCUGGGUCAAAAGCUGUCCAGCCUGCUCUCCUCAGGUGGGGACUGCAGGAGGGUCGAGGAGCUGGACAACCCCAACGAGAUCCUGAAGAUGCUGAUAGAUUUGGUGAAUGACAAGGAGGAGGCCCUGGCCCACCAGAGGAAGGUCAGCUACAUGUUGGCCCGUGCCCUGGAGGCGAAGGAGGCUGUUUUGGGAUGGGGUGAAGGGAAGGGGUUGUUGGGCCCUGCUCACGCCUGUGGCCACAGCCCCCCUGCCCGGAACAGCAUCCCCUCAGCUCCCAGCACGGACACCCACGGGCAUCCUGCAAAACCCCUGCAGAAGUCGCUGUCCUGGCCCUUGGGCAGGGCAGGGGGGCCCCUCUGUAGCCUCAUGCAGGACCCGCUGGGUUUGUGAAAAAGAAACACUUUGUGGA